UUUAUUUAACAAAUACUUCCGGAAUCUUUCUUACUUGAUGCGUAGUAUUUUAAAUUUAAACGUAUUGGUAUCCUUUUGCUGCACAUAAUAUACAUCGAAAUAAAGUUCAGAUGGCCUGACCUAGUAAUUUUGCAGAAACACAUAUAAUGGCUGGAUUGUGCAAUCUUGAGGGCAAAAUUGCUCUUAUUACUGGUGCCAGUUCUGGUAUAGGACAAGGAACUGCGAUCUUGUUUGCAAAACUUGGUGCGAAACUUGCAAUCACAGGUAGAAAUGAGGAAAAUUUGCGGAAAACAGCUGAUGAAUGUGAAAAACAAUGUGGAAUAAAGCCACUGAUGAUAGUAGCAGACCUUGCAAAGGAAAGUGAUAUACAAAAAGUUAUAGAUGAUACCAUCAAAGGUUACAGAAGUAUUGAUAUUUUAGUUAAUAAUGCCGGUAUUGGUAUGAUGGGAGGUAUUGAGACAUUGACCCCUCAACAGUAUGAUGAAGUGAUGAAUAUAAAUACGAGAUCGAUUUUCCUUCUAACAAAGCUGUCUGUUCCACAUCUUAAUCAGAAUGGCAGUAUAAUUAACGUAUCUACCAAUGUUACGAUUGGUCCGGUUCCUUCAUUAUUAGCAUACGGCAUGUCGAAAUGUGCAUUAGAUUACUUGACAAAAAAUGUAGCAGUAGAACUUGCACCGAGGAAGAUCAGAGUUAAUAGUGUAAACCCAGGGAUAAUAGUAACAGAAGUCCAUAGACGAAUGGGCAUGGAUGAAGAUACCUAUCAAAAUCAAGUACUUGGCCGCUGUCAGAAUAUAAAUGCCUUAGGAAGAACCGGACAAGUCAAUGAAGUGGCAGAUUUAAUAGCUUUCUUGGCAUCAGAUAACUCAUCUUUUAUUACCGGAGCAAUUAUCCCUAUUGAUGGUGGAGCAAACAUAAUAACAGCGACAUAA
This is a messenger RNA of Mytilus californianus (California mussel), 929 nucleotides long. Its product is annotated as 3-oxoacyl-[acyl-carrier-protein] reductase FabG-like. The coding region runs from base 147 to 929 and encodes 260 amino acids. Lineage: Eukaryota; Metazoa; Mollusca; Bivalvia; Mytilida; Mytilidae. The transcript is spliced from 9 exons. The record is from RefSeq and is a predicted model, not a curated record.